Molecule: messenger RNA, 1224 nt
Organism: Wyeomyia smithii (pitcher-plant mosquito)
Lineage: Eukaryota; Metazoa; Arthropoda; Insecta; Diptera; Culicidae
Exons: 1
Coding region: 1-1224 (407 amino acids)
Biological process (GO): DNA integration
Molecular function (GO): nucleic acid binding
Source: RefSeq, a predicted model, not a curated record
AUGGCUGGCUGGCCAGAAAACCGAGCUUUAGUUGAACCGAUGAUCAGAAAAUACUGGCAUUUCCGUGAUGAACUUGCUGUGUACGAAGGACUGAUUUUCAAAACUAACCAAGUGGUUAAUCCUCAUUCAAUGAGACGAAAAAUGUUAGCAGUGAUACAUAGCGGGCAUCCGGGUUUGCAAAGUGGCAUUAGACGUGCAAAACAAGUGAUGUUCUGGAUUAACAUGGCCAAAGAUAUUCAGGAUAUGACUGACGCUUGUCAAAUUUGUCAGAAACACAUGCGUAGUAACGUAAAACACACAAUAGUAUCAAAAGAAAUUCUGUUGUUGCCUUGUGAUAGAGUAGCCACGGAUCUGUUCCAUUUCCGAGGAAAAGAGUUCAUUUUGAUUGUCGACUCUAGCUACUUAGAUUUCAAGAAGUUAUCCGAUAAAUCUUUUCGUAACAUAAUUCAGUGCCUAAAAGAAUGGUUUUCUGUUCAUGGGAUACCCCGAGUGCUCGAAUCAGACAAUGGACCACAAUUUUCGUCCCAAGAAUUCAGAGAUUUUGCAAAGAUGUGGUGUUUCGAUCAUUGCACGUCUAGUCCGAUAUUCCCGAGAGCUAACGGGUUAGCAGAACGCUACGUACAAACGGCCAAAAAUAUUCUUAAAAAGUGUGCUGAGGAUAAAUCAGAUGUUCAAUUGGCUAUGUUGCACGUAAGGGACACUCCACGUUCCGAAGGAUUACCAGCAUCCUGUGAGAGAUUGAUGGGUAGACUGCUCCGCUCUAACCUUCCUAUUGCAUUGGAAAAACUACAACCGAAGACAGUGACGGGAGUCACGGAAGCCCUCGAUGCAGAACGGAAUCUACAGAAAUGUCAUGCCGAUCGCGGCGCUACCGUACCUAAACAUUUUCAGCAAGGAGAAUCAGUUCUACUUCAACAAAGUGAUAGAACAUGGAAACCAGCUACUGUGGUAAAAAGUUUCGAUGAAAGAUCGUAUGCAGUUGAUGAUGGUGAAAAGGUGCUCAGAAGAAACGCGCACCAUCUACGACCGACUACAGUGAAAAACGUUGCGGAAUCGGAAGCAGUGCAGAGGGAUGAAGUUAUGUCAACCAACUACGUAAGAGAAAAUCUGAGCGUCUCUCAACCAACACAGCCAGUAUCUGGGUCGAAUGAUACUACACAGCAAACAACACGAUCUGGUAGACUCGUCAAGCCUGCUUUGAGGAAAGAUUUUGUGUAUUACUAA